Molecule: messenger RNA, 1859 nt
Organism: Pelobates fuscus (common spadefoot toad)
Lineage: Eukaryota; Metazoa; Chordata; Amphibia; Anura; Pelobatidae
Product: immunoglobulin gamma-1 heavy chain-like
Exons: 7
Coding region: 48-1859 (603 amino acids)
Source: RefSeq, a predicted model, not a curated record
UACGACUCUAGCCCAGCAAGCACACAUGACGGGAGUACUCCAGAAUUAUGAAAUUCUUCAUAUGGCUAUGGAUCUUCCUUCCCUUUACAGAUUUAAUGGAGGUUAAAACAAACACACCGGAAACUACGAGCAUGUUGGGAAAAGACGUUUUACUUGACUGUCAUUUUAUAAACGCUGGAUCCGUCAAACUGGAAGACAUAGCCGUGAAAUGGACAGUAGACAGAAGAAGUCAGAUUAAAACUAUUUACUUGUUUGACGGAAAAACAGAACAAUAUCACAAGGACAGAAUCACAUUGGAUUUGAUGCGGAUUGAGGAAGGCAAUGCAUCGAUACACCUGCAGGACGUCACCCUGGAGGAUGAGGGAGACUAUCAGUGCACCAUCUUAAUCACCCCUGACGUUGGUAGCUCCACUGUCCGACUGAAAGUGGCAGCUCAACCUUCCGUGGCAUUGGCGCCAGUGAAUCCGCAACUUUCUCAUGGAGAGACUAAAACAUUUUUUUGCGAAGCCAGUCAGUUUUACCCACAAGACAUUGAGAUAAUCUGGCUUUUAAAAGCACGUGGCGAAGAGGUGCCACUGACCACGAAAAUCUGCACCGGGCUUCCCUCACUCAUUGAUAAUGGUACAUUCAAUGUCAGCAGUCAGAUAUCGAUGAUCUUCAGUGAGGAAGACGCUGGGAGUGUCUACAUCUGUGAGGUCAAACACGAGUCUCUUCUGAGGCCACUCAGAAGAAAUACCACUGUACUCUUUGCAAUGUUUGUAGUUCCAGAGAUGAUUCAGAGGGACACGGAAUUCAUUGUGGGAGUUGUAAGUGCCAUUUUAAUUACACUAGUCAUCUUCCUGGGGGUCGGCAUCAUGUACCAAAAGCAGUUUGCAAAAGCUCCACCACUAGUCUCAGAUGUAAUCCUGCCAGAUUUUGUUCCUGCAAAUGAGGCCAUGAAUGUGAUAUGCAACAUAAAUGGAUUCCGACCCAAAAUCAUAAGCAUUCGGUGGUACCUUCUAAAUCGAAAUCACGACUCAACAGGCAGAGAUUCUCCAGAGGAGUCCCUUCUAUCUCAGGAUCUCAUCAGUCAGGCUGGCCAAGCUGUGACCAAACACGGAAGCACCUAUAAUGUAACUUCCCAGUUGUCUUACGUCCCCACUUUGGCUGACGAUGGGACCAUGGUUGGUUGUGAGGUCAAACACAAAGCCUUACAGGCAUCAAUCCGAAAAGAGAAAAAAAUAAAUGUUAUAGCGAGACCUCAAAAAAGUUACAUCACAAAGUGGCCACAGAUUCCUCAACUAGGCGAAGUCCUGAAACUCAGUUGUAUUGUAGAAAAGUUUUACCCGAAAGAAAUUACCUUAACGUGGCUGAAGAACGGGCAGAUGGUGACCAACGUUACUCAGUUUGGACCUUUUCCUUCUGAAAAUGACUAUUACACCGUCUGGAGUCAGAUGGAACAUUUACUAAGGGAGAAUGACGAUGGGCUCACAUACACUUGUCGGAUAAACCACAUCAGUUUGGGGAAGAUUGAAGAAUUGUCCUAUGAAAUCAACUUGAAGGGAACACCUCCCAUCGUUAACUGGAUUACAGCCGACCCUCAAAAUCCCACCGCGGGGGAAGAUCUUCAACUCAGAUGCCAGAUUAGUAACUUUUCUCCUACUGAUUUAAUAGUGGAAUGGUUCAAAAAUAACAAUAAGCUAAACACUGGCAUUUCAAACUCACCCUGCGUCGCCAGUGCGAAAGGACUCCAUUCAAUGUGGAGUUUUUUAAAUAUCGUCCCUCAAAUUGAGGACAAUGAUAGUGUCUUUACAUGCAGGGUCCAACAUGUUGCUCUCAGGGAAUUUGAAGAGAGAGCCUACAUACUGAAUAUACGUUGA